Pygocentrus nattereri (red-bellied piranha) is the source of this 3057-nucleotide messenger RNA. Its product is annotated as protein asteroid homolog 1-like. The record is from RefSeq and is a predicted model, not a curated record. Lineage: Eukaryota; Metazoa; Chordata; Actinopteri; Characiformes; Serrasalmidae. Bases 81 to 2123 code for a protein of 680 amino acids. The transcript is spliced from 5 exons.
AGGCAGCGCGCGCGCUCUUCUUCAUUCUCCCGGCAAAACAGGUCUAUAUUUUGUUGUCCAGGACUCCAAAAGAGGGCGCCAUGGGAGUCCAAAGACUCAAGAGCUACAUGGAGGGCAACAAUGAUGUCCUAAAGAGGCGAUACUUCAGGAAGAGUAAGCUCAUCAUCGAUGGAUCCAAUCUGUACUACAGCCUCUACUUCCGUUCCCCCUUGGAUCAAGUGCACGGAGGAGAAUAUGAAGGCUUCGAGAAAGUGGUCAGUCGCUUCUUUGCAAACCUCAGAAUCUGCAAAAUCGAGCCCUACGUUGUGCUCGAUGGAGGGGACGACAUCAGCAAUAAGAAGUUUGACACCCUGAAACAAAGAACCCAGGACAGGAUCAAGAGGGCCGAUGCCUUAUCCAAAGGACGACGAGGAGAAGUCCUUCCAAUCCUCAUCAAGAACGUCUUCAAACAGGUCCUCAGAAAGCUCAAGGUGCCACUUAUCCAGUGUGUCGCCGAGGCCGACUGGGAGGUCGCAGCUCUGGCUAACGAGUGGAACUGUCCAGUUCUGUCCAAUGACUCUGAUUUCUUCAUAUUCGACAUCAAGGGAGGGUUUUUACCCCUUUCUGACUUCUACUGGAGGAAAGUGAAGUCAAUGAAACAGUCCAACAAAAAGUACAUUCUAGCCAGUUGGUAUUCUGUUAGUAACUUGUGCAGCACCUUUAACUGCAUGAACAAGCACCUUCUCCCUAUUUUUGCCACCAUCUUGGGCAACGACUACGCCCAACUGAACAAAACACUGUUUCCAAACUGGACAAAGUUCUCACUUAUUCCUGGAGUAAACCGCAAUAUCGAUGGCUUGCUCAGGUGGCUGUCAUGCCAUAAGAGUCCCAAGGAUGCAAUUAAAGCCCUUCUGAGCAUGAUUACAAACCCGAGGGAUUCAGUGACGGUCCGCAAGGUUCUCAAGGAGGGCCUCCAAGAGUACCGCCUGACUCCCAGCUCCAUAGCUCAGUUCUUCAAGCGAGGAGAACCACAGAGCAACCUCCCAAGACCUUUACAGAGCCUUCCGGAGUGGUUCCUGAAGGCCCUGGGCGAGGGCAAGCUCAACUCGAUCCUUCUUGAUGUCCUCACACUGCACAGGGUCACUCUCAACUUUUUGGUCCAGGAUUUUAGCCUCCGCAGCAACAAUCUGACCUCAAGACCCAUACGGCAGGUCAUUUAUGGCUUAAUGGUGCAGGCCUCUGCAGAAGAAGAGCAGUACGAGGUAGAGGAGUAUGACAGGCAGGGGCUGAUGCUAACCAGCUCCAAGGUUCCAGCCAUCCUGACAAACCUUCAGCUGGACACACUGUGGGAGAUGCCACAGAAUCUGAGGCUUGAGGUCUUCUUGGAUGCUUUGUGUGUGUCUCAAGCUCUUGAGGAGCUCCUCGUGCCUGCAAACCUGCAGCUAGCCGUGUACGUCACAUGCUACUGGCUGAAACAUGCACAGCCUGAGCCCAGACCAGAAUUCUUCUGGGCCUUGCUGGUCGGCCUGGUGUACGGAGAGCUGUCCAGAGAUCCACUCACAGAGAAAGAGGUGCCAAAAAGGCUGAAGAACCUGAAAAGCCGUGAAAAGGAGAGCUCUCUGGACCUGCAGGCAGCUCACGCUUACAGUCAGUGGCAGGGCAGUCUGAGGGACAGUAUCUGCCUCAGCCAGCUGCUGAACAAUCCAGUGCCUGAACCAGAAUACGCAUGGUUGUACAGUGGCCUUUUCCUGCACCAUGUGAUCACUGAAAUGAGCAGAGGCAUCACUCCUGAAUCCCUGCUGGAUGGAGCUCCUCACGCCCUGAAUCUCUACCAAGCGCUGAGGGAGGCUGUGGAGCACGAGCUGGGCAAAGACUUGGUCAGAAGGUUGAGGACCAAAGUGAAACGGGCACAGCCGAGCGAGUGUCCAGCGCAUCAGGAGCCCAUGGACGACAUAAGCAAGUAUCCCAUUUAUGAGGACGAUGAUGAGGAAGAUCCAUGCAGAGGGAAGAAUGGCAAGGCUGACUACCAAGACGACAAGAUUUUUGAAGAAAAAUGCAUGGUCCGCACAAGACACAAGGCCAAGCGCAGGACCAGCAAAAGGGAUCCAAAAGCCAAGAAAUCUGAGUACUCCUACUGGGAAUAAAGGACAUUUCAUUGACUCAGCAGUCCAAGAACAAUCGAUAUUCCUAACUGAGUGCUCCACUGAUUCAUUGAACAAUUGACUCACUCAGUGAUUUACUAGCUAGGUUUCCUACUUGCAGGUUGCAAGCAAGAAAACAAAAAAGUGCUGAACAUUUUUGCAAACUUCAUUGUAGCUCAUUUCCUAAAAUUCUUAUAGUGAUGUAAAAGCUUGGUGUAAUGAGGUCAUUUCCAUGACUGCUGUGCCCUUGUGCAAGGCACCUAACCCCCAACUGCUCCCUGGGUGUUGUGGAAAGGGCUGCUCACCACUCCGGGCAAGUGUGCUCACUGCCCAGUAGUGUGUGUUCACUAUGUGGCCGUUUCUCUGCAUGGAUGGGUUAAACGCAGAGGUGACCAAGUCACACUUAACAUGAAAAUAUUUAAUCUAUAUUGCAGUUUUUUUUUUGUUUGGCUUCGUUUACAUUUCCAUAGUCUAGCAAUAUGAAUAAUAAUGUGCUGCCACUCUGUAAAUAUUGGGUAGUUUGUUAUAAUUCUUAGGCCUCAGCUAACCAGCUACAUUUAAAAAGUUAAACAUUUAAAAGUACAGUUGGCACAUAAAAGGUCCGCAAUGUAAACCUGCGUGGUCAUUCACUGACUCACCAACCAGGAAGACAGCUGUGAACUCUUGUCUGUCUUGUUUGUUUUGGUGUGUACCAGCUUAAAUGAUUCAGAGGCUCACUUCAGUAUUUACACUUCCUCUCCUUUUCUUGCUCAACUGUAUGAAAACACUUGAUAAUCCCAGCUCAUCAGUGUCUGUCUGAUUUUAAUGUUUCUUUUAUUCUAGAAUGGACUUUUUCUACUGAACUGCAUGCAUUUCUAAUGGGAUUUUAAUAAUGGAUUUAAGCUAAACUGUCAUAAGCCAAAAAAAAAAAAAAAAAAAAAAAAAAAAAAAAAAAAAA